Messenger RNA from Lucilia cuprina (Australian sheep blowfly), 1330 nucleotides. RefSeq names its product dopamine receptor 2 (gene TyrRII). The coding region runs from base 248 to 1330 and encodes 360 amino acids. Gene Ontology annotation, biological process: adenylate cyclase-activating adrenergic receptor signaling pathway. The record is from RefSeq and is a predicted model, not a curated record. Gene Ontology annotation, molecular function: G protein-coupled receptor activity. The transcript has 3 exons. Gene Ontology annotation, cellular component: membrane. Lineage: Eukaryota; Metazoa; Arthropoda; Insecta; Diptera; Calliphoridae.
UAAAAUUUACCAGCAAAUUAAAGAAGAAAAACCGUUACAUGAAAAUUUGGCAAAAAAUUGAAAAAAAAAGGAAGAAUACAAAACAAUCAUACAAUAAUGACUCUAUAAAUACAUGAAGCAAUAACAACGAAAAAAAAAACAUUCAUUAAUACGAUUGAAAUGUGAAUUUAAACACGCACAUCCACACUCACACAAAAAAGAAGACAAAAAAAAAACAAAUAAACAACAACAGUAGCAGCAAAACGAAAUGACAAUACAGCAGCAGGAAAAACCGCACAUUUUGUCAUUGUUGUAUGAAACUAUAAAAGCAACAACAACAGCAGCUGUAACAACAUCAAUACAGAAAACAAAAACAACACAUAUAAACAACUAUAACUAUGAAAGUGAGAACAAUUUAACAGCAACAACUAGUACCACAACAACAACAACAACAUAUGAGCUAUUGCAUAUGAAAACGAAUACAACAAACACAGCAGCAGCAACAACAACAACGACAACGACAGCCAAUUUACUGCCAAAAACAGCAUUCCUUUACGCCUCAAGUCCACUAACAACUACAGCUACAUCAACAGCAACAUCCUCAUCAUCAACACCAACUACAUCUUUACCUCACCACUAUCAUCUUUGGGAAAAUGCUACAUUAUCUUCUGCAUCAGCUAGCACCACAAACACUUCUUUAGUUGUUGAUUUAGUAGAAUCUUUAACCUCUCUAGAGAAUUUUACCAACAACUUGGCCAACUCUACAGGACUUUUAUCUUCUCCUUUGCCACUUAAUGGCAAUUUUACUUGGGAUGCAACUACAGCAACGGCCACAACUAUAACCAUAUCAACACGCACCUCUAGCAAUGUGGCCACAUUACCACCCUUUAUCGACUCCUAUUUGGUGGGUAUGGCAUGGUCAAAGGCUCUGGUGGUGGCUAUAUUUAUGUUACUCAUCUUAGUUACGGUGGUUGGUAAUACUCUGGUGAUUUUAGCUGUCCUAACAACACGUCGCCUGCGUACAGUAACAAAUUGUUUUGUACUUAAUUUGGCCAUAACGGAUUGGUUAGUGGGUACGUGUGUUAUGCCACCAGCUGUUAUCCAUUACAUUGCUGAAGGGGUUUGGCGUUUUGGUUGGAUUUUAUGUGAUAUUUGGAUUUCUUUAGAUGUUUUACUAUGUACAGCUUCCAUAUUAAGUUUAUGUGCCAUAAGUUUAGACAGAUAUUUAGCUGUAACACAACCACUAACGUAUUCCAAAAACAGACGUACAAAACGUUUAGCCUUAUUCAUGAUAUUCAUUGUUUGGGUGACGGCAUUGUCCAUAACAUGUCCACCAUAUUUGGGUUGGUAA